This is a messenger RNA of Procambarus clarkii (red swamp crayfish), 821 nucleotides long. RefSeq lists its product as uncharacterized. The record is from RefSeq and is a predicted model, not a curated record. NCBI's taxonomy places the organism in Eukaryota, Metazoa, Arthropoda, Malacostraca, Decapoda, Cambaridae.
UGUUGAGGGAGCGUGAGGUAUAUAAGGGCUGUGAGCCUCACCACUCACACUACACCAGCACACACCCGCCAGCAUGGCCAAGCUUCUCCUACUCCUCCUGACUGUUGGGACGUGCUGCUGGGCUCAGCUCCUCGUCAGUCCUCCCUCACGCAACUGCCAUGAGUUGGAAGCGGCAGACGAGAGUUCCCAGGCUGUGAAGCAACUUCCUGAGUACGUUGCUGGCGAGGAGAUGCUGGUGAAGGCCCAGGUGCCGCAUGUGGAGAAAGGGGUCUUCGAGUUCUACCUCUGCCCUAAGACAGGCCCCGGGGAUGAAGACUGCCUCAUGAGGUGGCCCUUGGAGAUAUCCGGGGUGGAAGGCCGUCAGUAUAAGAUGGAUAAGAAUACCCAGGGAGGAGAGUACAAUAUACCUCUCAUCAUACCUGCCCACUUCACCUGUGAUUCCUGCACUCUUCAGUGGACAGUGGUGUCGGAGCAAUGCUCUCCUGAGGACGGUGUCGUCGGGGCCGGUUCCUCCUGCUCCAACCAGCGGACCACACUCUGCUCGGACAUCUCCAUCAUGGAGCGAAAACGGCGUGAGAAGAGAUUCUGGAGUUUUAUCAAAAAUAUCUUCAGCGGGCUUUUUGGUUGAGUUUUCCAAAACCAAUCAUAAUUCAUAUGGAGCUAUCCAACCCAAUCCUAACACAUAUGGAGCUCCAACACAAUCCAUAUAUACCUGGAGCUAUUCAAGCCGAUCCAAAUAUACCUGGAGCUAUCCCACCCAAUCCAAAUUAUACCUGGAGCUAUCCAACAGUCAAAAUUUAGGUUAAAAAGCUGGCCAUUGA